This is a messenger RNA of Scatophagus argus, 3043 nucleotides long. RefSeq names its product THAP domain containing 12a (gene thap12a). Bases 120 to 2273 code for a protein of 717 amino acids. The record is from RefSeq and is a predicted model, not a curated record. The transcript has 5 exons. Lineage: Eukaryota; Metazoa; Chordata; Actinopteri; Scatophagidae.
GAAGUCGGAAGUUAUCUUGCUGCUCAACGCGACUUAACAGCUAACUAGCGUUAGCAACAUAGUUGGCUCUCCUCGUCAGGAUUUCACCGAAAAUAACUGGUUAAUGAUACAAAUUUAUAAUGCAGAAUCGCUGUGCUGUGCUCAACUGUGCUAGUGGUAAAUCCGACCCACAGCCCCUCUUCAGGUUUCCGCACGAUCCAGAAAGGUCUAAGACGUGGGUUGAAAAAUGCCAGAGACAAGACCUCUUGGACAAAUCACCAGACCAGUUGUACAGAUACUACAGACUCUGUGGAAAACAUUUUGAAACCUCUUCAAUUCAUAAUGACGCUCAGAGUGCAGUGUUGAAAGAUGAUGCCAUACCAACUAUCUUUGAGGUGCAAAGCCAACCUCAAAAUGGACAAGUGAAGCGCCAUAAAGAAAUGUCCAAAGAUGAUGAAACUGAGAGUAAGGGGAGAAAAAAAAGCAAAAAGUCUCAGGCACAGACACCUAAAGAAGAUGCCCAGGCACUCCCAGAGGAAGAGCAUUAUAAAGAGUAUCUUAAGUCAUUGUUUGAAGUUCUUGUACUGUUUGGAGAGCAAAGCAUUCCUCCGACCGGGCCUGGUGAUAAUAAACAGGAUGGGCUUAGGUCAAGCAACUUUCAGGCAUUGUUAGAAUAUCGCAUGAAUUGUGGAGAUGAAGUCCUUAAGAAGAGAUACGAUGUAAAGAAGGAGUGCUGCUCUUCCGCUCAGCUGAGUCACUUAAUUGAGGUGUUAGAGACAUGCAUCCACAGUAAGCUGAUGGAGGAAGUUAAACAAAAUGGCUUUUUCUCACUCCUUACCGAUGACUUGGUGAAGAUGUCAGGAGAAUGGUACCUCCCAGUCUUUCUCCGUUAUGUGGACCAGUCUAACUGCCAACAGGAGAGGUUUGUUGGGUUCUUGUCAUUUGAAGGAGAUGGGGAUACCUUAGCAGAGAAACUUCUGUCAGAAAUGACUGACAAAUGGGGCUUGGACAUGGAACAAUGCAGAGGUCAAGCCCACUCCUGCUCCGGGACACAUUUUAGUAAAAUAAAAACAUUUGCUGCCAAAGUGAUGGAGAGGUACCCAAUGGCUGUGGUUACACUAAGAUCUACUCAUACAUUGAACAUGUCACUGGCAAAUGGCAUGGCUUUGUCAGGGGUUCAGCUUGUUAUGUCAACUCUGAGAAAGAUUGAGUCAUUCUUCAGUCAGUCGCCGUCACUGCAGUUGGAGUUGGAGCAUGCAAUUUCGAUUUUUUUUCCAGACAAAGAGGAAAAAGCCAAGGAACUGAAAGAGAUCUGUCAAACCAGCUGGACCAGACGUAAUGAUGUGUUUGAGGUGACAGUAGAAAUUCUUGAGGCAUUGCUGCUAUGCGUGGACAGUGUUCAUGACAAUGAGGACAUGAGGUGGAAUGAUGAAGUAACACACAGUGCCUUAGAGAUUUCAAAAGCACUAACUGAUUUUGAGUUUGUCAUAUCAUUGGUCGUGCUGAAAAACGUUAUGACACUGACACAAGCAUUUGGGAAGAAUGUGCACGGGAAAGCGACAGAUGUGUACUUUGCUGUAGCCAGUUUAAAAGCUGUUCUGCACUCUCUGAAUGAAGUGUCUGACAACAUUGAUGUUUAUCAUGAAUUCUGGAAUGAUGAGGCCGUUAACCUAGCUGCUGCCAUGGAGGUCCCAGUUAAGGUCCCUCGAUCAUUCUUGAGGAAGCAUCAGGCAGAAUCUGGAGCCAUUCAGCCCGAGAGUUACUACAAGGACCACCUGUCUGUUCCCGUGGUGAACCAUGUCAUCAAAGAAAUGAACGAACUCUUCUGCGAGGACCACUUGAAGGCUCUGAGAUGUCUGUCACUGGUCCCUGCUGUCAUAGAGCAGCAUAAGUCUGCUGAGCCUGACGAAGAGAGUGUGCAAGUGUUUAAAAAUGACAUCCCAAAUGCAGGAAGCCUCUCUGCUGAGCUGCACUGCUGGUGGGUGAAAUGGAGCAAAAAGGGCAAAGGAGAGAUUUCACCCUCCACUCUGCUUGAAACCCUGCAGCUGGCCGAUGUGAAGUUCUUCCCAAACAUGCUUGCAGUUCUGAGACUGAUCGGCAUCCUGCCUACCUUGGCUCUGGAUGACCGCUCUGAUGUAGUGUACAAGCGCUUCAAGAUGUACAUGGAGAACACGCCUGAAAAAUUCAAAUCAAAAAGUCUUGCUUUUCUGAACAUAAACGAUGAUGUUUGCUAUGAUCUGGACACCACAGUGGAGCUCUACAUGAAGAUGUACCCAGACAGAGAGGAGUCAUGACGUGGUAGUAAUGUGUCUGAACUAAUGAUCCACAUUAUUUAGUUAAUUGUUUAGCCUUCAUACUGAUGUAACAUCUUUUGUAGUAUUUCUUUAUAUAUAAUGUACAUUGAACAUGUUUGUCCUUCAUACUGUCUUGACCACCAUCAACUGAUUCCAACUAUCCAAGUCCAUUCCCUCACUCCAUUGUUGAAAUAAGUUGCAAACAUUUGUCACUAUGUUUUAAGAGUGGAGCUUAAUACUCUUGUUAAAGUGAUUUUAGAGAGUUACUCUCUUGACUUUAUUCACCUUUUGUGGUUGUCCUUAACACAGUUUUGAAAGAUGGUCUGUUGCCAAUCCAGAAACUUAAUUGAGUUUCUGGGUAGAAAUUUAGGGUAUAUAUGAACGUACAGAUAUGUCUCAACCGCUGAGGUGUUUUCAGGUUCAUGGCGAGUUAGAGAUCAGGACAAAGUAGUGUGAUGCUUAAGGUGACGUGACCAAGACCCACAGUUCUUAGAUACACACCUGCUCUUAUCUAUGACCGUCCAUCUUGCACUUCAGACAGUAUGUCUUUGAAUGGUUUUGAAUGGAGUGUAUACUUGUGACUUAAGAGCCAAGUCACUGUCUGCUCUGAGACUCAAACUUUCACUAUAGUGUUUGUUGUUAAGGAAACCCGAUUUGACUGAAGACUAAAAUCAUUUGGCUUACCCUGUCCUGGUUGCUGCAGUGGACGGUGUUAAAAUGACUUUAAACAUUAUAUUCUUCCAAGAUUAAAGUUACAUUUUUAAGUUGCA